CACAGAGUAUCUCUCCCCCUCCCUAGGGACAGCUAAAGAGGGGGGCGGGGAUCCAUAAGCCCGAAAUGUUUUUGUAUGUGUGUAUCUGAGUGAGUGUGUGUGCACACAUUUGAAUAAGGUUAACAGAAGAGGUGUACUCUUGGAAAGGGUGCACUUAUUUGUCUCACACAGGGCCUCACAGUUUGGGUUGAAAGCAAAGAAAAAAAAAUAAAAAAAUAAACCUGCAUGUUUUAUCCAGUUACAUUAAAUGUUCACAGGAACAGAGGGGGUACCUCCCCCGUCUAUCUGUCACGCUGUCUGCCCUUGCAAACCUUCUGCUCAUCUCUCUUUUGAUUAUUAACUUCCUGGGAUACAGAAACCAGUUUAACAACUCUCUUUUAAUUCAGCACAGGAGAUAGUGGCAGGCAGUAAGGUGUGAAUGUCACUUAAUUGGACGGUGUGAUAUGUAGCUGUGCAUUAAUGGACUAGCACCUAACAAAAAGCUCAGCAAAUCUCAACAGACACAGUUUUGCUUUCUUGGAAUGCGGAGACGUUUGUCUGUCAUCAGAACCAUCUUUAUGCAGUUUCCAGGCUGGUUGUACGCGCUGAGUUUGACUGUAAUUAUUACAGGCAUCUGUUCUUCUGUCUGCAUUCAUGACUCUGUUCAGAGAGAGACUGUAGUGGUGUCCCCUCCAAUUAUCCCUCCCCAUGCCUCUCACUUACAUCUCCGUGAUGUCCACCGCACCCCUUUCCUUCCUCUUAGAAUCACCCCAUGGUACCUUCCAGGAGAAAGUGUUCUGCUUACUCCAACCGAGAGCAAAAAAUUGCAAAAGGCUAUCUUAGACGUCACCAGGACUGUUUCCAGUGUGCUCUCAGGUAAGAGAUUCCAGGGCCCAGGAUUAAAUAAGAGGAAAUAUGACUGUAGUAAUAAAGAAGUGCUAAUUAUAAGUGUAACUAAUCAUUUACAGAACUCAGCAUGAAGGCAUGGCAGAGGGUUUCUAAGUUACUUGGUAUAGAGGAGCAGGAUACAUUGUGAGCACUCAGGGACAUGUACUACUAUGAAGGUUGUAGUAUUUAUGUUUUUACUACUAUGAAAUAUUUUAAAAUAUACAAUCCCCAACUUGCAUAUUUUUGUGUAAAUAUUGGUAACCGAAUUUCAGUUUAUUCAUUAAAUCCCAUAAUCGAGACAUUUCUUUGUCUUUUGUAGUGCAUAGGGUGGAAGGACCACUUCUGCUGAACAGAGAUAUUGAGAAAUUCUGUCAUUCUGUCUGGCGAAAUAGUACACUUCCUAACUAUAACAAGUGAGUAAAUGUAUUAUGAUUUCAAUUUUUUAAUAUUACAUUAUGUUUGCCUCUUUAAAAAGCUGUUUUUGUAUCCCCAGGUGUGGAUCUUUAAAUAAGUCUUAUCGUGGAGAAACCUGCUUAGAUAUCAUAGUAAGUGUGACGUAAAAUAAGAUUUAGAAUUCAGUGGUCUCCUUUGCCAUCUUGUAACUAACUGGACCCUUAAUUUCCUAGAUACCUGAUUCUCACCUACGAGGAUUUGAAGUGUGGCUAGAGUUGGGUCAGGAGCCAAGUGUUGUAACUCCAGAUGGAGCAGGAAUUCCAGGUACAGACUUCCUGCUGUAUGUCAGAGUGGCGCAAACAGAAAAAUGUGCAACACAGGUUAGUAAACAAUGUAUCAAAGCAUUGGUUUGUAAAUGCCAAUAGUAUUUAACAUAAUAGGUCGAGGUUUAUUUAAAAGCAAUGCUAAAUUAUUGCAAAAAAAAAAAAAUAUGUAAAUGCACCUUCAUAUCUAAAAUGGAUGUGAACUAAGGAAAUCAGAUUGUAGAAGUUGUAAAAUAUGUAAGACACUCAUACCCCCAGUGAGAAAGCGUGUGGAGGGAUUAUAAUAAUUUACCUUUAUACACCUUCCAAUGUAAUAUAUCAAGACUCUAAAUCUUCAUAAGUACAACCACAAAACAUCUACAAAUAUAAGACAAAAUAGAGCAGUAUUGUAUGUACACGUACACACACUAUAAAAUAUUUAUUUACUUGUAGGCAUAUCUCCCAUAAUUCAGCCUUCUCCCAAUGAACCGAACACAUAAAACUAGAAAAUACACAAACACAUGCAAAUACGAAAACACAUUUUAACAUAAAUUGUCCCUGAAAAUGAAACUGCAGUCAAGAAAUAAAUAUAAAAAAAUGUGCUGGUCGUUUUUGAAAAGGAGUGACUUUUUAUUUGCCCUGAAGAGUUUUGAAUGAAUCAGACGAAACGCGAGGGCUGCAAUUUCUAUUUCAUUUUAUAUUUUUUAUGUGAUUUUGGGUACAUUAUUUUUUAUUCUUUUGGAAAGAAAAGUGUAAUUCCUGUGCCUGGUUCUCCUGGACCGUGGGGUUGGAGCUUUUGAUGACUGAUUAUUUUGAUGUGCCUUUAUCCACUUGUUAUCCUGUAAGUGAAAUUGAUAUUAAAGUGGGUCUUUGUAUUUGGCAAUCCUGCACUAUGUGUUUGCCUCUUCUAGUUUUAUGUGCUCAGUUCAUUGGGAGAAGGCUGAAGAAUCUAUGUACCCAGUCUUGAGAAAUAUGCCUACAAGUAAAUUAUUUUUGUGAGUGCAAUAAUCCACAAGCUAUAAAUUUGUGUACAUACAAUACUACUCUAUAGUUGUAGAUAUUUCUUUUUAGAAGUUGUAAAAUACAUAUCCACUGGUUCUGUACAUAAAUAAUUUCUACUCUUGUAAUUCAAACAAAGUUCAACUGUUUCACUAUGAAAUUGCCAUGUGGGAAGAAAUUGACCUCCGUAAAUCUAGUAAUUUGAUGUGGUAGAAAUGUUGUAAUCUAAUAUUAGUGGUCUUACAUGCUCCCAAUUUGAGCCGGUACAGUCCAUAAUUAAUGUCCGCCCACACUGCUAUAUAAAUAACAACAUAUUUAUUUAUAAAAUAUUUUACCAGGAAAGAUACAUUGAGAUUUCUCUCGUUUUCAAGUAUGUCCUGGGUCCACAAAUCAUUGCAUUGUUACAUUAGGUACAACAAAAUACAAAAACAAUAUUAAUACACAAUAUAUACAAAAUUUAACAUAGAACAGGUAGGAAAUAUAUAAUCAACCAUGACAGGUGCAUUCUGUUUUGAGGUAUGUAGAGAGGGAUCUCUUAAAUGACUUUAGGCUUAGGGAAGAUUUUAAAUUGUGCGGGAGGUCGUUCCACAAUUGUGGUGCUCUAUAGGAGAAGGAGGAUCGGGCCGCUUUCUUUUUGUAUUGAGGUAGACUAAGUAAAGUCUUGUACUGGAUCGGAGCUUAUAGAAAGUGGGAACAGCUGGGGAAAGCAUUUUGUUCAGGUAGGGUGGGAGUUUCCCAGAAAAGCUCUUAAAAACAAGGCUGGAAAGAUGAAGGGUGCGUCUGGAUUCCAGCAAUAGCCAGUUUAGUUCCUUUAGCAUGUCACAAUGGUGGGUCCUGUAAUUACAUUGUAGCACAAAUCGGCAGAACGAGUUAUACAAUGUGUUGAGUUUAUUGAUGUGGGAUUGGAUGCAGAUGCAUAUACUACAUCCCCAUAAUCAAUGAUUGGCAUCAGCAUUUGCUGUACAAUCUUUUCCUUUACUGUAGGGCUUAGGCAGGCUUUGUUUCUGUACAGGGCACCUAAUUUUGGAUAAAGUUUAGAUGCAAGCUUUUCUAUGUGCAAGCCAAAAGAUAGAUUGGGGUCUAAUAUCAUACCCAAGUAUUUGAAAGAGUGGACUUGGGUGCCAUUUGAAUUUGUUUUGAUGGAUAGGUGGGAAUAUUAAUAAUAAUAAUCUAAACUAACCAUGGCAACUAACUUUUUGUGACAGGAACACAAGCAUUUUUACAUGGUAGUAGGUUAAGUUACCAAAUUCUUCAAAACGCCUUUAUUAGUAAUGUAAUGUAAUUUGUAAUGUAAUUUGGGUAGUAGGAAAAUAUUAUGUACAUGUCCAAGCUAUAAGGAACUACUAAAAUAGCACCCACACAAGUGAGCAAAUAGUAAAGAACAUAUUACUGCUGUUCUCUAUAUAAAUUAGACUGGUUCUUUUUCCCCCCACACAUUGCUGCUGAGAAGGAAGGUAGAAAAUCAAAGGUGUGGAAGUGUAGAGCAAUUUGGUAAUGAUGUGUGAACUACUUUAAUAUAUAUGAGUUGUUAUCACCAAGAAACUCAAUGUACACACAUAGCAGAAAUGAUUGAAACUAUAUUAAUAUUGAUAGCUCUGAUGUUUUCCUAAUCUAUAGGUGCACCGUUUACAACACACUCAUUAUUUUCUUAUAAAAUAAAUCCUCUCCAACAAAAUGAAUCCCCAAAUUCCAGGAUUUUAUAGAGUCUCUUUUUCACCAAAGCAAAUAUUUUAGCUCAUAUAAGAAUUCUUCUCCACUCAAACACCUUGUCAAUUUUCUUGAGUAAAAUUAAAGGGUUACUCCAGGCACCAUCACCACUUCACUGAUGUGAAGUGGCAUGUUGCCCGGAGUCGAUAUGCGCUGUGUUUUGCUUUUAAACACUGCACAUGCAGAGAUUAACCACUAAGUUGCCCCCUCUCCCCACCCCCCACCACUGACCCCCACCUCUGGCAGAGUCAUUAGCCAGCUCAGAACAGAUUUUUAGGAUGGAUGUAUAUUCUGUGCAAAAAUUUUCAUCUUACGGCACGCAGAAAGGUAGCAUGAUCCCCAAUUUGUGUCAUAUUCUUUCCGUUUGUUUUUAAGAGUGUAUUUUAAAUUCUUUAUUUUUUUUGUGCACAGAAUAAAAGCAACAUCACAUAGGCCCAUUAAGCCCCUUUAAGAGUGUGUUUAAUGUGCUUUAGGGGAUGUUCAAAGUUUGGGUCUUAUUUAUUUUUUUAUUACCUAAUCCUGAUUGAUGUUUUUUUUAUCGAGCUAGUUUUGAUGAAUCCUUGGUCUUCAUGAUAUCACAAUUAAAAAAAUAUUUUGAACCAGUGAUGUACAAGAUGUGUAAUUUAAAUGAUAAAAUCCAAAAUAAAGGAAUUUUAAUUUCAUGUUGCAGUACUAUAAACAGAGGAAAUAAAAGGGGGGGGGAGGGAGUAGAGUAAAUUAUUUUGAAAGGCACUAUAUAUUCCACCUUACUACAGUAAAGACAGUAUGCUGCAGAAGAUUGUGCACAUGUGUGAAUACGCCUUGGGAUCAAAGCAAUUAUAUGAAGAUAUUUGCCAGGACUUACCAAUAAAAGGUGCCCCUAUCCACACUUCCUUGGAAAAAUGUAAGCAUGGGACAAAAACAGGAAGCCAAAGUUGUAAAUAUAUGCGCAUAUGCAAAAUGUUCCGUGAUGCAUCCUUGCAUGGGUAGUCAUCUAAAUAUAUCAACCACUCAUUUAAAUUUUUAUUUACUUAAAGCUAAUGACAUUGGUUAUUGGAUUUAUGAUCCAGUAAUAAGGUUUACCAGGUACAAUACUUAUGUAUAUUCAAUACUGAGGUUUCAAGAUAAAAGGUUACUGAAUACUAAAGUUGCAAAUUGACAAUGGAAACGUAAACAUUUCUAUGUUACAUAUCAAAUUUAAGUCUUCAGUCAUUGCCUACGCUUCCUACUGUCAACUGGACCCCUUUGGACGCCCUCUUGCUGGAAUCAUUGUGUUUUGUCCAGAACAUUUGAAAGAAGAAGAAUAUCAACACAGUCACGUUGUGCAAGUAAGAUCACAAACACAAAAACGUACUGACUGUGCACUGUCCUAAAUUAUUUUCUCAUCUGCUCCAAUGUUUUCUAUAAUUGUCCAUGUCCACAUCUAUAAUUCUUUUACCCUCAAUAUCCCCCAUCAUAGGUUUCUCUCCAUGAGUUACUCCAUGCUCUUGGAUUCUCCAGAAAUCUAUUUUCACGUUGGAUAGACUGUGAUCUUUAUGACACAGGUAAGACCAACCAUUGCUAAUCUACUAGUGCAGGCACAGACAACCUUCGGUACUGCAGAUGUUUUGGACUACACCUCCCAUAAUGCUUUGUCAGCAUUAUGGGUGUAAGAGCAUUAUGGGGGACGUAGUUCACAACAUCUUGAGUGCCAAAGGUUGCUUAUCCCUGUACUAGUGCAAUAUGUUUUUCUACAAUCUUCUGCAUACCACCAGUGAUAUCUUAACUUUCAUCCUAUCAAGUGACCUAUUUUCUUUCAAAGAGUGGUUCAUGUUAUAGGUAAGAUUCAAGUUGAACUUAACGAUGGAAUUUGUAAUGCAUUAUAUAAUUAAUUACACAUAAAACCCUAAAAUACUCACUUUGUCCCUGGGUUAUAACCAGAUUAGGAAGUAGCUGACAUCUUUCAGUCAAAUAAACCAUCAGAUUUUCACUUGGAAUACUGAGCGUGUCCAAUAAAUCCCUUCUUAGGAGGGUUGUCUUGUUACUUGCAUGUCUACCAAUCCUAGGUAUCCAUGAUUGUAUACCCUUUAAUUUGGAGUAUAAAUUUUGUCUCAAAGAAACCCCUUACUCCUCCAUUGUGUAUGCAUGAGGCAAUCCUGUUCAAAAGAGACCGCCAAUUGCCAAAUUGAGAUACUAGUAAAUGGACAUAAUAGAUUAGCCAAACAAGUUUUACUUGUAUUUACAUACUAUAUUACAUCAUCCCUAUUCUUAUUAAAACGCCUAACAACAACCAUCUAAACAAGACCUUUAAUCAAUUCUAAUAACCAUCAUAUCGUAGCACUGUUCUAUCCUUAACAAGAAAUCUUUCUUCUGUUUUCCCCUCUUACACAGGAGAUAUUUGCUCAUCUCGUUCCCGCGUUGCAAAUACAGAUGAGAAUGGCCAAUUCCGGAUUUACACUCCUACAGUUAUGCGUAAAAUGGGAGAACAUCUGGGUGGUGGAAGUGUGGGUGCCCCACUUGAGAAUAAGGUGAUAAAUACAAGAAUGGUCCAUGUCAACCAACAAGGCAUAUUCAGUUUAUAUAGAUUGGUGGUUCUUAAAGGACCACUAUAGUGCCAGGAAAACAUACUCGUUUUCCUGGCACUAUAGUGCCCUGAGGGUGCCCCCACCCUCAGGGACCCCCUCCCGCCCGGCUCUUGAAAGGGGAAAAGGGGUUAAACUUACCUUUUUCCAGCGCUGGGCGGAGAGCUCUCCUCCUCCGAUCCUCCUUCUCUCCUUCCCGUCGGCUGAAUGCGCACACGCGGCAAGAGCUGCGCGCGCAUUCAGCUGGUCACAUAGGAAGGCAUUCAUAAUGCUUUCCUAUGGACGCUUGCGUACUCUCACUGUGAAAAUCACAGUGAGAAGCACGCAAGUGCCUCUAGUGGCUGUCAAUGAGACAGCCACUAGAGGAUUAGGGGGAAAGCUUAACCCAUUCAUAAACAUAGCAGUUUCUCCGAAACUGCUAUGUUUAUGAAAAAAUGGGUUAACCCUAGCUGGACCUGGCACCCAGACCACUUCAUUAAGCUGAAGUGGCCUGGGUGCCUAGAGUGGUCCUUUAACCUUCUUUUCCCAGAGACUCAAAUUACAUAUAUAAUGUUAGCUUCAUGACCUGCAUUCUAAAACAUUUGUGAUGCAUAUGCCAAUUGUAAUAUAGCGUAGCAACCCAUUUCUAGAAAUAGAAUAGGAGACAAUAUCUGUAAAGAGGUAUAAUCCAGUAUCGUUUCACUGAGCUAUAGCAUACAUGAAUAUAGUUACUUAAAGAACUUAACGUUCUGAUUUCUAAACAAUAUUCAGUGAAUAGUACAGUUUAUUGUGUGGUUGUCAAAAUUUGAUGUUUUGUCCUGCAGGACUUCCCACAUUCUGCUUCUUCGCACUGGGAGGCACGGGUCCUACAAGGGUCCACCCUGACAGCUUCACUCAGCCCACCUCAUCUCACACACCUGGAUAUUAUCACAUUGGCUGCCUUCAAAGACAUGGGAUGGUAUGGUGUCAAUACAAACAUCAUUGAUCAGCUGGUGUGGGGAAAAGGUGAGAGUCUUAUUUAACAUGGCAGAAAGUGCACUAACAAACAAGACAAAGACAGAUUCAUAACAACUAAGAUCCCCCCCUUUGUGAUCCUGCGAAGCUCUUUCACCUUUUCAAUUCUACAGACUUGCUAAAUGCUUUCUCAUGAGGCAUUGCCUGGUAAACAGUUCUGCUUCUGUCUUAUUUAAAUGCAUAUUUCAUGGUCAAGAAUAAUCACUGAUUUCUGUAAUGGACUGCUACAUGUCCCCAAAACACUGUGCAUUAUUCAAAUACAUAAGGAAACAUCCUAAUGGACCCUACUUUUUUUUUUUUUUUCUCUUCAUAUAACCUUAUAGAGCUGUAGGCUUACAGUUGACAUUUAUGCGUUUAAAGAGAAUAUACUUUUCCUUAUUUGUAACUAGUUUAAAAAUUUUGAUAGAGGGUGGAGCUUUGUGUGUAUACUCACCUUCUACAAUGUUGCAUCACUUCGUGAAGCGGCACACCACUGAUCCUCUGUGUUGGCCCUUGCGCAAUCACGAGAAUCAACACUGAGGUUGGCGGAAGCUGCUAGUGUGUUGGGCAUGCGCAUUAUUUUACAUGCACGACCAGGUAAUUGCAAUAGGUCAAAUGUUCAGGCGCCGCUAUCUUAGAAACUUUAAUAUAGCAGUGCAGAGAAAUGUUUACAAAUUCUUUAGUGAAAACUAUUUGAAAGAAAGGAAACAAAGAGGGACCUGAUAAACUUUAAAAAAGGAACAUUAAGCCGAUCCCAGGGAAAACAAAUGUCCGUGUGGGAGGGGAACUAGAGAUACCUUGGCUGGAACACGCUUUAAAAUUAAGGUUGUUAGUCCCUUCCUAAAUCUGACUUUUGCGAGGAGCAUCUCACAGGCUGCAUCUGAUGUGCUUUGCAGGAUUAUUCCUUGCUGUUCAUUUGUUGUUUCCAGGGCCCUAUUACUCAUAAUAAGCAGCCACCUAUAGCCUGGGUGCAGACAGGGCCUGAGCUCCAGCUCGGUUUGUGAGGGUGCCCUGAGUUGGCAGGGAGGUGAAAAGGUCUCCUUUGUUUGGCUCUGUGCCACCUCACUUCAUUGGGGGAGCAUUGUAGUCUACAUCUCUAUGAGGUGCAGAUGAUUUUAAGAGCUCUCUCAGCCCCUGGUGCUUCUCAAUUACUCAGAUCACUGCAACCAAAUACUAAAGGUAUAGAUAAGUUUUUCCUAAUUUUCUUACAUAAAUCUAUUUCCUUUCAAUAGUUAAUGAAAGGGUUAUUUAUUACAUACAAAACUAUAAUCCCCCUGAGGAAGGACAGCAAGGACAUUGUUCCUGACAAAGCACUUUACAGACUAUUUGAUCUAAGGAAGAUCUAUUCAGCUAAGACUUUUGUAUUUGGACUAAUCUCUUAUUUUAUUAUAUAUAUUUUAUUGGUCUAAUUUGGCGCAGCCUUUAUUUUUGUUUUCUCCUUGAGGUAUUGGUUGUCCUUUAAAAGAAUACUCCAGUGCCAGGAAUACAAAGCUGUAUUCCUGGCACUAACGAUCCCUCUGCCUCCCCCCUCCCCCGUGCUUCCUCCUACCCGGUAACUGAAGGGUUAAAAACCCUUUAUUUUGUUACCUUAUCCCAGCGCCGAUGUCCCUCGACGCUGGGUCGAAGCUCCCUCUGCCCCCUCCUCCUUCACGCGAUCAGCGGGGUCUAAUACGGAUACGCGGCAAAUGCGUGCGCAUUAGACCUCCCCAUAGGAAAGCAUUAAAUCAAUGCUUUCCUAUUGGGAAACAAAUCUGCCGCUGGAGGUCCUCAUGCAGAGCGUGAGGAUGUCCAUCGUCAGAUAACGGACCAAAGGUCCGUUGCGAUUCUGGAAGCCCUUUAGUGACUAUCUGGUAGACAGCCACUGUGGGCAUACUUAGAGCUGCAAUGUAAACAUUGCAGUUCUCUGGAACUGCAGAGUUUUCCAUUGCAGCACUAAGUGCAAAAGGGACACAGUACCCAGACCACUUCAAUGAGCUGAAGUGGCCUGGGUGCCUACAGUGUCCCUUUAAACUUCCUUCCUUCUACAGUAAAUUGAAAACGGUCUCCUCUUCUCUCUUCCAGGUGCUGGUCAUUCGUUUGGCCUUCCGACCAAAUGUAAUGAUACCUCUACUGGAUUCUUCUGCACAGGAAGGUAAUUGUGGGCACGGUCUCAGAUAUACUACAUGUCCUGUAGACCUAUUUUAACAUCAUCACUCUACCCUCAGUGAGAUUGGCUGCCAUCAUCUGCACUUGGACAAGGGUGUUUGCUCUACUGAUUCAUUCCUAGAAGGAUGUCGAAUAUACAAGCCUCUCUCAAGUGGAGUGAGUACCUUGCUCAUCCAUAGCAUUAUAUAUUAUAGUAACCCCAACUGCAUGCAAUAAUUUCCUGUACCAUGUGACUGCUCUAUAAUUAAACCAUAUUAUUGUAGGGUGAAUGUUGGCUCCCACAAAAAGAAAGGGCACAAGAAGAGAUAUAUGACCAGAACAGUCGCUGCUUCUUCUCCAAUCUGACAAAGGAAGUGAGAAAAUUAAAAUGUUGUUGUAGUCUUUUGUCAUCACUGAACACAGGAACAACAAUAUGGAAUAACACUGACCCAUACAAUGCCAUUCACACACAGCUUCUGACUUAUGUUACAGGGAGCACACCAGACAAAGGUCAAAGGUCGCUGCUAUCUACAUCGGUGCAUGGCUCCAAACAGUUUCCAGGUCAAAGUUCAAGGCUCAGAGUGGACAGACUGUCCACCUGGAGAAUGGAUACAGGUGAAUAAACCAUGAUGGCAUAAUGAACUGUUAACUAACAUUAAGCCUGCCAAACAAAUCAGCCUUUAAAGACUCAACAAAAAUAUAAAUAACUUUAAAUGGACAUUAUAAUGAUUUUUACUAUUCUAUUCACUAACAUUGAAAUAAGAAUGCAUAUACAUGUAGUAUAUCUAUUGUAAAGAGCUUUUAGAAGAAAAUUGAAAUAAGAAUGCAUAUAUUAGAAUAAUAAUCAUUGUGGUUUUUAUUUAACCAAAACUGCACAGAAAAGGCACAUGUAAAAAUGCAAAACUCACUGUUAGUUGCAUAGGUGGCAGACAUGCUAAUUAAUCACCUUCACUUGUAUACUCAUUUGGCUCUUGUAUAGUUUUUGCAGCAAACUCAUUAAAAUUAUAUAGAUCGCACCCCCGAGAGGGGAAAACAGCAUUACUAUAAAAAGCAGAAAUGGAAUAUUGAAAAUAUGUUAAUCACUGUAGAAUAAUUAACAUAGCAAACAGACUGUGUUUCAUGCUCUCUCUCUAAAGUGUAAAAGUGUUAAAAGCUAUAACUUAUCAUGCAACAAGGAAUAAUGCGCAGUCAACGAUGUGGUGGCACAUCAUUGGAUAAUAACAUUUUUUCUCUGCAGUGCUCCAGCCAGAUGUGUAGAAAAAUAUUCAAUUUUGAACUUUUGUUCGGUCAUUAUGUAGGUGCAAACUACAACAGAGAUCAUCAGUAAGACACUUGAAGUUCAGUGUUUGUACACUCAGCUUUGCAUAAUGUAGUUAGAUGUAUUCUUUUGCCGUUUUAACUGAAAUAUCCAGGUAGUAGGCGUUCUAGAAUCACUGGAUCCAUGUCCAUCAUGAUGGGCAACAUAUGUAGUAUUUAUGUGAUGGAGGAGGAACUCCAGACAGUUCUUUUGGGAUUCCUCUUCUAAUAAUAGAUUUAAUUUCUUUAUGUAGCAUUAAAAUUGCACAUACUACACAGCAUCAUUUAUCAUGUGUAUCAGCAAGUACAAGUGCUGAUGUCGGCCCCAGAGAUGGCUCUUGAAAUCCUAACCAGAUUUUAAUGUCACACAAAAUUAGUAAAUAAUAUGUAAUCUAUUACAGCUUCAUAAUUCAGACUGUCAAAAUUUAAAAUGUAGAAAAAAAAAUUUCUUAUAAAAUGUUCGUUGGCUGUAAAUUGAAGAAAUGUUUUAUAGUUGUGUUACAGAACGAUAAAUUAAAAGUAUAAGACCAUAGGAUAAAAGAAAAAGAUGUAAAUAUGUAGAUGUGUGUACUGUAAUAAUAUCCAAGAAAAAGAUUUCUUCUACAACGAAAUUGUUAAGACUGAUCGAUAAAUGCGUGUGCUAUGUUCUCAAACAUUUAAACAACACAUGACUUAUUUCUACACACUAGCCUGACUGAGUUAUGCACCUGUGCAAGCCUGGACGGCCCAUAUUACACUCAAAAAGGGUGAAUUUAUACUCAACAUCUCACCCACUGUAAGCAGUCAACCAAUUUUAGAAUUGUUUUAGUUCUUACUUGGGUUCUGAUGGGAGCCAAUCCCUUCAGGCACUACUUCAGUCCGAGAGCCAGAAGCUCCUAAGCAGGAGCUUCCAUUAGCUCAAGGGAUAUAUAUUCCAUUAGGUUGGCUUGUUUGAUAACUGGAAUUGAGAAACAUUCAGGUGAAUGAAAGACAACUGAAACCCCAAAAUGUUCAAUGACCUAAAACAUGUUAUUGUUUCCACAGGUAGCAGGUUUUGGUGGUUUCCUGCAUUGCCCAUUAGGCAGACUAUGUAUGGGAUUCAAUCACUUACUUUUACCAGUGUCUACUGGAAGUUCUCCUCUUGUAUCAACUGCGGCAGUAAAAGAGGAAACCGAGUUUAUUUCAGGUCCAAAACUCAACGUGCAGGUGGUUAUUGCUCAAAGUAUGAAAGGGAGUCCUGAGGAGACAAUGCAAUUAAAGGAAGAGGUUCUGGUGGUCAUUGCUCAAAAGGCAGGCAUUAGAAGGUAAGAGUUGCAUGUAGAGAAGAUAUUUACAAACGUAUCUUAAGAAAAGUGGUGUACAGCUGUAAAAGUAAUCACCAGAAUGUUCCCGUGGGGACCUCUAUCUGCAACUUUACAAAAAUUAACCACACAGGUUAUUACGGAUGUGAGAAUUCAAUCCGAAUAUCACAUUUAAAGAGACACGGUCAUGGCUGCUCACUGUUUAAAAAGUAACUAGCCCUCAUGGUGGGGCAUCUAUUAACUAGCGGGGGACAUAGUGUUAUACCCCCAGGCUCCCAACCAUGAGCGGCGGGUGGGGGCCCUAAAAGACAAUGAUGGGGGGGGGGGAGACCUAUUGUCCUCCCCCCCCGGCACCCACGAGCGGUAAGGCACACUAUUUACCUAUCAGAACACUCUUAUUGGCGACGGGUGGGGACCGGACAAUAGGAACCCUCCCAUUAUCAUUUAGAGCCCUCCCGCCACUCAUGGAUGGGGGCUGGGGGGGUGAAUAGGGCCCCCCAUUUUCAUUUAGGGCCCCGAACCAAAGCUCACGGGAGGAGGACAAUAGGCCGCCCCCAUUGUCACUUAGGGCCCCACCAGCCAGACACUAUGUACCCCCACGUUAGUUAAUAGAUGCCUCACAAUGGGGCCAUUUAUUGGGGGUGCUUUAUUUUUUACAACAGUGAGUAGCCACAGGUUGCUCACUGUUUACUAGACAUGCCCCUACUCGCAAUAUAGCAAGUAGGGGCAUAUUAAUUACUAAUACUAAGUAAUCUUUACAUAGUAUUAGUAAAGUUGGCUGAAAGACCAAUCUUGGUCUUUCAGCCUUUUAGUAAAAUAGCUCCCUAAUUCUCAUGGUAUUAGGGAGCUAUCUACUAAGUGACUGCAAGAUGUAGUUGCAGCACGGAUCGGACCGAAAUUUCAUUAAUUCGAAUAAAAUUUCAAACCGACCUAAAAGUACUGAAUGUCGUCCUAACAUGAAUGAACAAACUGUUCUCAUUCUAAAUGACAGGACGUUCGGGAAUAGUGAAAUCGGGCAUCGCGAGAUCACAGAGGUAAUGGGGAGUAUUGUGGGGAAAUUUAUCUGACCAACUUGAGCUGAUCAAGUGUAGGAAAUACACAUAACAAAAUAGUCCCUACUGUGUCUUAUAUUUUAAAGAAAACUAGAGCGUUCAGGAAGAAACGGAUAACAGAUCCUGAGAGAGGAAGCGAGAAUAGGAAGCGAUUAGGAAAAGGUAAGUUCAGCAUGACAGUGCCGCUUUAAGGAGACAAUAGCCAAACUGUAAUCAUAGCCAACUUGUAAUUUUUCCAGUUCGACUAUUGAGUUUUCAAAUUUGAAAUUCAGUAAGCUUUCCUGUCAAGCUUCAAUUUAGUGACUAACCACAAAAGUUACUUUAAAUUGUAGAGACAUUCAUCUACUCUGUAGAAGGGAAGCAGUAUUUGGUUUAGGAGCACUUUAUUACUUAUUAAAGAAUACAUUUUUAUCUUAGGCUGUUCCAUUUUAACUACAAUAGUACGAAGCAUUUCUAAUUGUACCCAUGUAAAUCUUUGACACAUGACAUGCCCACUGGGUAACAGGGGGGACAUUAUAAGAUUAGAUACGGUCUGUAAACAACUCUCUGAUUUAGGCCUUAAUUCAAUAUUUUUAAAUAAGCUUAUUUCAAAAGUUUAUCCAAAAAUAUUAAAUCGCUUGAAAAUCGCAAAAAUACUAAAACCGAUGUGUUCGCAAGAUGCAUUAAAAAAAUUACAAGAGCUUAGUUUGAAAUUAUUCUAUAUGAAUCUACUACAAACUCAGUUAAACAAAAACUUAUUUUUUUUUUUUACAUACAUAUUUGUAAAUAACUUACAGUCAAUAACAGCUUGCUCUUGCACCACUGAGGGCAGCCAUCUUCAUAUCCUCUUUGGAUAGAAACAAGCCUUCACAAAAUCAGGAGUCAUGCACUAGACAUGUCUGAACUCAUUUCAGCCUUUCAAAUAGUGCACCUUUUUCGUAGAAAUGUGAUUGUAAAAGAGGGUUUAAAGAAUGUUUCCUCCAGAGCAAGAGUAAACCAAGAAAUACAAUUAAGAGAGAGACAUUGUGUUUUAUUUUAAUAAAAAUAACGAUCAGUUUCCCUUUAUCAUAAGGAGUUGAAAAUACAAUUGCACAUAUACGCUGUGAUUUUCUGCUAAAGUCUUUUUCAGGAACAAGUUCACUACCCUGGAUUUAAUUGUUUACACAUUAACAAAUCUGAUUGUGAGAUUGGAAGAAAAAAAAAUAAAAAAAAAAAAAUGAAGAAAUUGUCACCAUUAUAUUCUGAAACGGAGUACCUCCAUCUUUGCUUUCUGUCAGUCAGUAAGCUUUGCCUCUUGUCUUUUAAGAUCGUAUAUGUAAGUGGAAAAAAAGAGAAGCAAUUUUUUAUUUCUCCUCUUCCCACACACUGUGUGCCCUGUGUGUGAAAGUGGAAAUGGAAGCAAGAGCACACUUAUUUUCAAUACUUUUAUUUACUUUAGGUUUUCCUUCUCAUGCUUAUCUUUCCUCUCCUCAGAAAAAAAAUAAAAUGGGGAGGAGGGGGCAAUUUUAACCCCUUAAGGACUUCUGGAAUAAAAGGUAAUCAUGACAUGUCACACAUCAUGUGUCCUUAAGGGGUUAAGUAGUCUUGUAAAAUUGAAACCUUCUUGUGCGCAUUGCUCCUUAAUCUGUAUUUUUCCUCACUUGCCACCUCCCCAAUGUCUUUAGUGUUAACCAAGGUGUCUUUCACUGGAACAUUUUAGUAAUAUGGUGUGUUAUGAUUUUAUAUUACUUUUAUUUCACUUGAGUUCUGUCAAGACUUGUCACACUUUAUUGUGGUAGAUUGGUACAUUUCACUACUUGUUUCUUUGUUACAACAACUGAUAUAUGUAAUUUGAAAACUCAACUUUACUUACCUUACCUUUUGACUCAACUUAAUUUCACCAACUAUAUUGUAAGUAAUGAAGGUAGAAAUGAACAGGGAAAUCCUUGCACCAUAACAUAUGUAAUAAGAAGUUUUUGUUGCUUGGAGCAUCACUUGAAAUAUUUAAAAGGGAAGGAAGAGCAGUGCAUAGCUUCAACAUUUCCAGAAAUCAUGUUUGUAAAUUGGUGAAUUAAAAUGUAUCUCUUGGGGUGGCGUGGUCUGAUAGCCAACCUGAGUCAGUUGCACAUAGUUGGAGCUCCUCAGACUAAGCCUAUAAUUUUUCUUGUAAAUCUACAUUCUUAGUCUUAUGUUCGUCUAAAAUGUAUACUUCCUGAGGAGCACUCUGUCGGGUGCUUGGUCUGAGCCUUGCUGGUUGUGGUGGGUAGGGAUCUUAUCAGACUACCUUGAAGUCUAGGGGAGAAUCUGAGGUGGAGGAGGUGGCCGAUCAUCUGCAGUGGCUUGAUCCCUGACUGGCCUUGGUCCUCUUUCCAACCGCAGACCAGUGGGAAUUAUCCCUGACCCCCCCCAGAGGAGGCUGUUAGUCCGUUCAGAUCACAAGAUGCCGUUGGGGCCAGCGGUUGAUUGUUCCAGGAUUGCCACUUAGGCCAUGUUGCAGGGCUUUUGGCUAUCUAUGGCUGCAAUAUUAGCAACCUUUUGAUCACAUCAGAGACAAGUUUUAAGAUGAGCUGUCUUUGCACCAAGACCUCUUCAAACCUGUUAUUUACCCUUUGGAGCAUGCACCAACAUGCGGCUUGGAGGAGGAUUAUUGGGGCCUGUACAGGGCAAAAACGAGGCACACAACAGGGUGCUUCCAUGGCCGAAAGUCAUUCGGGCAAAGCCCUCAAUACAUCCGCCCACAUAUGCUGCAGACAACAAACAGAAUAUGCCAGGGUCUCUUUGCACAUCCCCAAGGGGAUGGAACGGUCCACAUUGCCUUGCCAGGUGCAUGGAGGACUGGUGUUAGUCCCUGAUUGUGCUCUGGAUUGGCGUGGAUGCGGUCCUGAGCCUGAUAAACCUGCCUUGUUGUGGUAAUCCUGUGCAAAUCCUCGCAUCUUACCUAGCCUGGGCAUAGGAUGACUGUCUCAUAUCCUUGAGCAAGCUUGCUUGAUAUUGGUACUUCAUGUAGCAUGCAUUCAGUUAUUCUCCUGCUGAUUUUGGGAGGCUUCCCUGUGGUUAAUGUAUCUUUAUUCGGAAACACUGUGUAGAUAUAUGUCUUUAUUUACUCUCUUUGGUUAUUUAGACACUUUGCUGUUUAUGUACACUACUGUACUUCAUUUAUUUCAAAAUGUGCAGAUUUACUGUUUUGUGAAGUUUGCAAUAUUUACCAUCUCUUUUGCUAUUCUGGCAUAUUGUGCUAUAAUGUUGCACUGUUAUGUCAUUGCACUACAAAAAAAAAAAAAAAGUAUCUCGUUAAAGAAUAUUUUGAAAGUGGAGGUGCAAAAUUGAAAAACAAUAUUUUUGUUUCUACAGAUGUCUCCUACAAGGCACUCCAAGGACAGAUCUAGUCUUCUCUAUCUUUAUAACAGCUGUGGGUUCUGAAGACUGCCCUGGACGUAAUUUAGAUACACCAUCUCAUUUAGCUCUGCUCAAACUAGCCUGUUCUGGAACUCCAUCCAUAAUGUACAAUUCAUCUAAAUUUUCAACAGUUCUCAUCAGGUCAGAUAUCAACACAAACAUAUCUUUAUUGUCCCAUGUAAUGUCUUUGUUUACAGUCUCACUAAAACUUUUUUUACACAGAGAAACUUUUUCUGAAAUCAUUUUUUGUCAUUUAACAUUUUGAUUAACGGGUUGUUUGCUUAUUUGAAAUCGUAUGUAAAACCACAUUGAACCAUUUUACAAAAAUCAUCACAUAGCUCACAACAGUUUCCAUUAUUUCUUCUUUUUCAGGAUUUUGGACUACAGUUGCCCCACUUUAAACCCAAAUGUGGAUACAAAUACUUAUCUGACAUGGGCCUGUUUAGGUGCACUUUUCCCCAUAAUAUUUAUUCUCAUGCUCGCAUGGAAAAGACACAAGAAGCAAUCUCUGAUAGUGCACGAUAUUUAUCAAUCUCAGGUCGUAGAUGAAGAUAUUCUGACACAACAGAAGGGAACAACUUGGUGGUGUUGUAUGGCAUAGGAAAGAAUAUUGUUGCUCAUUUAAAUUAAUUCCGCUACAAAGUUCAUUUGUAUAACGAGUACAAAGUAUUACUUAAAAAAAUAAAAAAAAAUAAAAGAUAUAUACAUAUAAAAAAUUCUUGCACUCACGCUGUUUUGGUAAAUGCCGGGUGCCAAAGCAUACUGGCUGGUUCACAUAGAAUAUCCACAUAUGUCCUUUUUUUGCUCCUGAGGAAAGCCCAACAUGGGGCUGAAACGUUGAUCUUUUUUAAGGUAUACCUAAUAAAAGAGUUUUGAAUAAGACCGUGAAGUGCAGCCUUUCUUGUGGAUAUUAUAUAUAUAUAUAUAUA
Pelobates cultripes (western spadefoot toad) is the source of this 17815-nucleotide messenger RNA. NCBI's taxonomy places the organism in Eukaryota, Metazoa, Chordata, Amphibia, Anura, Pelobatidae. The record is from the annotation of a GenBank genome assembly.